Molecule: messenger RNA, 4462 nt
Organism: Xyrichtys novacula (pearly razorfish)
Lineage: Eukaryota; Metazoa; Chordata; Actinopteri; Labriformes; Labridae
Source: the annotation of a GenBank genome assembly
AUGCUGACGCUAAUGUUUGUUAGCUAAUGUGUACGCAGUCAGUCGUUGGGACAAAUAUGGUGCUGCUGGUUUGUGUCUGCUAAGAAUGAGCCCGAAAGAAGUCAGGUUUGUACAUUUUUGAAUUGAUUUAACAAAAAUUACAGUCGUAUGAUCUUAGAAAUAUGCCACUCUAGGUCACUUUGAUAGCUAGCUGCAGUGUUUACUCCGCGAGUUCAAUUCAUUUUCCAAAUCUUUUGUUUUCUAAGCUAACCCAGCUAAUCGUGUAGCCUCUUCUUUCGUUUACCCCAAACUACGUUCAGAGACUGCUCUCUGGGUUUCUGUGUUGUCAUAGAAGUAAACUCGGGAUGUAACAACAGAUCUGGACUGAUACAGAAACGGAUUUUUUGCCGCAGACAGAGUUCACGAACGAGCGGUUCAGAAGCAGUCUUCUUUUAAAGCUGGCUCCCGCUGCCUGUGACCGCCCACUGCCGUGGAUUAUGUAGAUCAGACACUGUACAAAGUGUUCUCUUUACUUCGAAAUAAAUGCACCUUUCGACACUUGUAAUAAGUUAAGGUAACUAGCAGAUUCUCUUAUGUCUGUGAGCAGCCUGCCAGACUUCUGACUGCACACGAAUCCGUCAGUUUAGCCAAAUAAUAAAGCAGCAGAUGUCUCAAUGGGGUUUGAUGCAUCCUCUCCACUUUGUCACUGAGGACUGAGAUUAGUUAAGGUAAUUUAGUCGUACCCAAUCCACACGCAUCAAAGUUGGUCGAUCCGUUUAACAUCAUUCCCCCCUGCUAGGUUUAGCACCUGGCUGGGUCAUGUAUUGAAGUAAUUACAGCACAGGCGUGUCCAGAUGGGUGGCAAGGCCCCCCUUAAAAUCUGAUCAGCCACCCGAGGUGCCACUUCAAAGUUCAUGACCAUGAUUUAUGCUCCAGAGCUCAGCUGUCACUAUGUCAUGGUACAUGUUCACCAAAGCUGUGUUUUUGUUGGUGUCCCAGAGGCUGAAAUACAUCUCAGAAUUUACACACUAAACUCCAUGGUCAUAUUUUUAGUUUCCUUCUGACUGAAAAACAAGUCAGCUGUAGUUGUUGAAAUGCAACUUGUUCACAGCACACAUAUAUCAAAGAUAUCAAAAUAUCUGUGACCGUGUGUUUUUGCUGCUCUUGCCUUGUAUAUCAGGGCUGUCAGUUUAUCAAAAUAUUAACUUCCCAAGAAUAUCAAACAGGACAUGCAAAUAUUUGGGUACCAUCACAUUUUGAAAACAAGCCUCUGACAAGGGGCCUGCUGUUAAAAGGCAGUCACAUGGCAUUUAACACAUGCCAUAUGUGGUUGUGCCACCCCUUUUCAAAAUCUGGACACACCCUUGUGCUUCAGGUGUUGACUAGCCACAGCUCCAGCUGAAUACAAGCUGUCUAAGUCAUUUUCAGAUGAACCAACACAUAAGGAUAGGAGAAGUGAUGCCAGCAGCUGUUUGUGACAGUGACUCUGCUUGUGUCCUUCAGUCAGUCACUCACAGCCAGAUCUGCUGUUGUUACCAGCUGAUCUCAGAGCAGAUUCGGACUCAUAGGAAGGUUCUUGUUUUCUUUCAUUUGACUCAUUGUAAAUAUAUUACAUUACUGUGUUGUUCACAUUGUGUAAACAGUCUUAGAGAAAGGUUGUUAGUGCAUAGAUACUUACUGCCAUCUGAACUGGUGAGCUUGUAUCAGGCCCUGAAUAGGAAGUCACCUGUGUAAAUAGUUUGGCCAAUUAUUGACUUUAGGAAGUCGUUCACAUUGGCUGAGAUACUGAUUAGUCACAGUGGCUUCAUUGUGUGAAUGAGUGGGAUUUGCCCUGUAUCCUGACUAAUGUACAUGUCAGGUAGACUUUAUCCUUUAAUGUGAUCAUCUGUUAUAUUACACCUUUUUCCUCAAGGGAAAAAUGACACAGUCUGUUUACAUCCCUAAAAGUGAGGCCUGUACUGAAACCUGCUGUCAUGGAAAUGUACAACCCCAGCUCCAUUAGAGUUUGGACACUUUAUAAUGUGUUGAUACAAACAUAGUUUGGUGAUUUUCAAAUUAUUUAGAGCUUAUAAUGGAUUUAAAAAAUAUAUAUUGAAACUGGGGAAAAAUAAGUUUUAUGAAUAAUGUCAAUUUAAUACCAGCAACACGUUACUGAAAAAGUUGUGCAGUGCUUAAAAAACACCUGGAAGAAUACGAAUGAGGGUAAUUUUUGACAGAUUCAAGUUUUUAUACCCAUGACUGGGAUAUAGGGAGGACAUUCAGAGAGGCUGAGUCAGGAGCCAAGGGGAAGGGGUCCACCGCUGUGAGAUACUGAGUAAACAAAUGGUUAAACUGUUUCAGGAUAAUGUUGCUUGAAGUAAACCUGGAGAGAUUGAGUGGAUUUCAUCAUCUGCAGCACAUAGUAUCAUUGAAAGAUCCAGUGAAUCUGGAGAAAACUCUGUACUAAAGGGACAAUGACCAAAAGGGACAGUUUGAAGGAGCUCCACAGCAGACAUGACUGUAGAAGAAAUCACUGCAUGGGCUCAAAAUCACUUCCAGGUUUUUUUCAUAUAACAAAUACAUUUGUAUUGUCUUUAACAGCAAAUUCUGCUUUCAACAACAUCAAACGCAGAGUCACUGCUCUGUGUGAAGUUAACAGUCAGUAAAUAAAAUCAUGGUCAGAGGAUUGAGAAAUGUCACUAAGUUUUAAUGUCCUCUACGUCUUCAGGGAUGACCUGACGACAUCUGGCUUCUUCCACCUCGUCCUCCAUCACCCCAGCUCUGUCGGAUAGAUCGCCUCCCCUUCAUCUCUAUCUGCUGACGUCUGGUUUGACCCUCUCUGAGUCUGCUGGAUCCUCACCCUCAUACAGCUCGAUAUUAAUCCAUUCCUGGCCUUCGUCCCCCUUUAUAAACAGAGACCAUGUAUUGCCUCCAGUGGCUCCUCCCUGUGCUGCUCAUCCCCAAACCAUUGAACCCGGCGCUGUGGUUCAACCACUCCAUGUUCAUGGGCUUCUACCUGCUCAGCUUCCUGCUGGAGAGGAAGCCUUGCACCAUCUGUGCCUUGGUCUUCCUCGCCGCCCUCUUUCUCAUCUGCUACAGCUGCUGGGGCAACUGCUUCCUGUACCACUGCCAGGACGCCACACUGCCGGACACUGCCCAGGACCCAGCCAUCGUGGGGACCUAGGAGAGAGGACGAGAGGGAGGGAUUACAGAAAAGGAGGAAGGGAGGAAAAGUGGAGGGUGAUACUGCCAUGCUGGAAGAGCGAGUGACAUGUUGGAGACGGAAAAUAGCGCUGAUGUAAAAAACGUUCUGCCUAAAAUGGAGCUGAAGAAGAGGAGAAGCAGUGCUGGAGGACUUGCUGUAGAGAAAGACAGACUUGAGUUCGAAGAGGAGGCGGAGGGAAUGUUUAAGGAGGACUUUAUCUAACGAGGAAGGAGGAGGAGCAUCCUAUCAUCAGAUGCUGGAGGAGGGAAACAAAUGAAUUUUCUGUCUCUGCAUCUUUUCCUUUCAAGCGUUUGAUUUAAAACUGUUCAUAUAUAUGCCACGUGACACCAACAGACAGUGACCGCCAUGAUUCAGUAUUCUGGUUCCUCUCUCACCCUAGGACUCAUUUCUUCAUUUACUUCAUUUACUACGUCUCUCUAAAAACCACGUUGGGUCAUCACUCGCCACCUCAAACUGCCAGGCUCACACAUGGAUGGAUGUUUGUUUUAACACCGCCACAGUUCUUCACCAGAGAGUGUUAGAGGAAAUGGACUUCUUCCCCAAAGUGUAGAGGAGAAACCUGGCCAAAAUCUGCCGCCAUCUUGGCUCUAAAUUGUCCCUCACACGGGGCAAAUACACAGACACACACUCACACUGGACAAUCAAUAAGUAUGCUGUGAAUAAUUCCUCCUCUGAAGGUGAACUAAUGCUGAGAAUCUGUCUCGUCCUCUUCACCUCCUCCUUCUCCUCCUCCUCCUCCUCAGAGUGAACGCCCCAACCACCACACUCACGGUUUUGUUUCUUCUUUGCUGUUUUUUCUUUUCUUUGUUUGUUUGUGUUUCUCGUGCAUGGGUUGCUGUUUAGUUUUUUCGAGUUUUAAAUGAUUAAGACAAAACGCUGAAAGUUUCCAAAGGUAAGAAAAUUCAGAUGUGAGUGAGAGAGUGUGUGUGUGUGUGUGUGUGUGUUAUGUGUGUAUUUUGCUUAUAUAAAACAUGCAGAUAUGUGAGGGGAAUGCAGUCUGUGCUUCCGGUGACUUAAAGCAAUACACACCGCUGUAUGAGAAAUCAAAGAGUCACAAUCAGAUGAGAAACUGAGCUGUCGAUCUGUUUCCUCGUGUCUCUUUGCUCCAAGUGUUUCUGUUUCGCUGUAAGACACAAGCGAAGGUGUUUAUACUGUUAGACUGUGUGUGUGCGUGCGCGCGUGUGUGAGUGUGGCCUCCUGUCACAGUGCUGAACAUGCUCACUGCUGCAUUAUUGCUUUGGUUUUAAUUUAAAUAAAGUUUUUCCUCUCAAAUUGUUA